Molecule: messenger RNA, 3086 nt
Organism: Phyllotreta striolata
Lineage: Eukaryota; Metazoa; Arthropoda; Insecta; Coleoptera; Chrysomelidae
Source: the annotation of a GenBank genome assembly
AAAUGUUCCUAACAACGAAUAUUUCAUAUUUCACUUUUUCUGUCACAUUCAAUGGGUGAUUGGUGUUUGUAUCGGUCUGUAUAUCGUAUUUAUUUGUGAAUUUUCUGUUUAAAUUUACAACAACAGGGCUCGAUUAAGAGUUCAUUCGAAAUAUGUCCGAUGAAGGAAGUCCCAAUCUGCAAAAACUUCGAGAUUUCCGCUAUCAAAAAAAACCGCAAUUCUCACACGAUGGUAUGAGUGCAUCGCCGGCACGCCGAAGAAUCAUCACCAUGUCAUCGGACUCCGAAUCCGAUCUCGAAGCCCAAAAGAACGCCCUCUCGCCCGACGCCCCGAAGCCCCAUUCGAGCCAGCACGUCUCGCCCCCGCCGCCCGCCUCGUAUCGCGCCAAACCGGCCUCGACCGCGCCGCCCUACGGCCACCCGAUGAAACCCUACGGCCCGCCGCCCAACCACUCGGGCACCUCCAAGCAGGCGCCGAACCACAACGGCAACGGCGCCUUCAUCAACAGGUACAACGGGUACACGCAGCGCAGCCAGAAGCACCCCUCCAUAUUGGAGAAGGAGAAGCAGAUGAAGUUCCUGUUGGAGAUAUUCCCCAAUUUGGACGCCAUGAAAAUCCACAGCUGCCUUUCGAGACAUAGUUUCAAUACGGACGCGGCCGCCGCGGAAUUGUCUAGGAAUUACAACAAACCCGUCGACUACGGGUACAGCCAAUGGAGGCAGGACUACGACAAGAAGGCCGAGGACGCGAAGCGGAACGAGAUGAACAACGCCGCCUUGUUCGUGAGAUCGGUGAAGAGAGAAAGGGAGGAUUCGUCGAAAAAGAGACGGGUUAAAAAAAGGAAAUCGUACGAUAGCGAUGACAGUACGGGUAGCCAUAGUUACAAAGACAAAAGGGUCUUCGAUAGCGACGAGGACUCGGACGUCGAGGUCAGCGACGAUCUGACGGGCGACAAAAAACGCGUAUUGGAAUUCUUCAAAACGGCCAACGCCGGCGAGUUGCUGUUGAUGAAUUCGUGCUCGAAGAAAAAGGCCGAGGCCAUUUUGGAGCUUCGACCGUUCACCGGCUGGAUCGAUUUGGUGACGAAAUUGCAAACGAACAAGAACCUGAGCGGCGAUUUGCUAAAUGCCGCCCAACAGGUGUUGACGACGCGGAAUAACAUAAAAAAUUUGAUGAAAAAAUGCACGAAUUUGGCGCAGCAAUUGGAGAGGGCGGUCGCCGCGGGGGCGGGCGUCAAAGAACAACCUCGAAUUUUGUCUUCUACUUUAAAACUAACCAGCUACCAAAUGGUAGGACUGAAUUGGUUGGUCGUGUUGUAUUCUCAGGGAGUGAACGGUAUAUUAGCGGACGAAAUGGGAUUGGGAAAAACCGUACAAAUCAUAUCAUUUCUCGCUCAUUUGAAACAAACCGGAGCGGCUACCAAUACGCAUUUAGUCAUUGUGCCUUCAUCGACGCUAGAUAAUUGGAAAAACGAAUUUUCCCGUUGGUGUCCCGAAUUACGGGUGUUUAUGUACUACGGUAGCAUGGAGGAACGUAAACAAUUUAGAUUCGAUUUGGCGCGCGGAAUGUUGGCCGAUUUCGAUGUGAUUUUAACCACUUACACAAUGGUGGGCAACAGCCCCGAGGAGAGGAAAAUGUUUCGAGUAACUAGAAUGCACUACGUGAUAUUCGACGAGGCGCAUAUGUUGAAAAACAUGAACACGCAGCGAUACGAAAAUUUAAUUAGAAUAAACGCUAAACACAGGAUACUACUAACAGGAACUCCAUUGCAAAAUAAUCUAUUAGAAUUGAUGUCUCUGUUGAUAUUCGUGAUGCCGAAAAUCUUCGCGGAGAAAACCGACGAUCUGAAAAGUUUGUUCCAAAAGAAUUCCAAAAAGGAACAAGACGCCGAUACUCUUCCGACGUUCGAAAAGGAACAAAUCGAACAGGCGAAAAGGAUAAUGAAACCGUUCGUAUUGAGACGGCUCAAAUGCGACGUGCUGCAGGAUUUACCAAAGAAAACGGAUUACGUGAUGAAAGUGCCGCUGACGCCGACGCAGAAGCAGCAGUACGAGCAAUUGGUGGCCUCUUACAAGGCCGUUAACGAGAACGGAGAAAGCUUGUACAACGGCAUGAGCAUCAUGACGGAUUUGAGGAAAUUGAGCAAUCACCCGUUAUUGAUGAGGUUCCAUUACGAUAUCAAUAAAUUACAAGAAAUAGCCAAACUAUUAGCCGUCGAUCCGGGAUAUAAAGACACAGUAGUACAAUAUAUCGUCGACGAUUUAACGUGGAUGUCGGAUUUCGAAAUUCACACGCUUGCAAAGGAAUUUGCCUGUUUGAGAAACUUCCUGCUUCCCAACGGUUUAAUGUUGAACUCGGGCAAAUUCUGGCAAUUCGACCAAAUGCUGGACGACCUGAAGAAAAACGGCCACAGAGUAUUGAUAUUCAGCCAGUACGUGAUAAUGUUGAACAUAGUCGAGGAAUAUUUGAAAAUUAGAAGCCACAAGUACAUGAGAUUGGACGGCAGUACGGCGGUGAAUAUCAGACAGGAUUUGAUCAACGAAUUCACCGACGAUUCCAGUUAUUUUAUAUUUCUAUUGUCGACGCGGGCCGGCGGUUUGGGCAUCAAUUUAACAUCGGCAGAUACGGUUAUCAUUCACGAUAUAGAUUUCAAUCCGUAUAAUGACAAACAAGCCGAGGACAGGUGUCAUAGAAUGGGACAGAGCAAACCCGUGACGGUUUAUCGGUUCAUUUCGCAAGGUACUAUCGAAGAGGGUAUGUUGGAAAUGAACAAAGAAAAACUGAAAUUAGAACGGGAUAUUACCACUGACGAAACCGAUAAUCCCGAUGUGAAGAGCGUUGUAAGAUUGUUGUCGUCCGCGUUGGGAAUAGAUUCAUCGAAAGCCACGAAUUUGGUAUCGCCAAAGAAAAUUCCUUGAGAGUUACUCGCCCGUUAAGUAACGCUUUUAAACGUAAAUUUAAUUUAGUACAAUUUCUACGUGUUAUAUAAAUUAUUCGUAUUGGAAUUAUUUAAUGGACAAGGCACAGUGUUUGAGCACUCUUUCUUUUUGCGUUUUUUUAGUUCGAUUAUUACAAUUAAAAUAUUU